Molecule: messenger RNA, 1533 nt
Organism: Pezoporus occidentalis (night parrot)
Lineage: Eukaryota; Metazoa; Chordata; Aves; Psittaciformes; Psittacidae
Gene: SMTNL2
Product: smoothelin like 2
Exons: 9
Coding region: 89-1519 (476 amino acids)
Biological process (GO): actin cytoskeleton organization
Cellular component (GO): filamentous actin; microtubule organizing center
Molecular function (GO): protein binding
Source: RefSeq, a predicted model, not a curated record
GGGGAGGCGAGGCGGCCGGGCGGCUGCCGCCAGCGGCUCCCGACCUCCCCCGCUUCACUGGCCGCGCAGCCUGCGGUCAGCAGGCACCAUGGCCGGCGAGCCGGAGGAUCCGAGCAACCGAGAACCGCAGGACGUCUGCGAGGCCCUGGGGCGUUACGAGGAUGCACUGCGGGGCGCCGUGCGCGAGAUCCACGUGGACAUCCAGGUGUUCAAGCAAGGCGUGGGGCGGCAGGUGGAGGAGGUGCUGCGCCUCGCCAGCCCCCUGGCGCACAGCGUGUCCGAGCUGCAGCAGGAGAACCGGCGCUUGCGGGCGCAGCUGGAGCGCCUGUCCCGGCAGGUGGAGGCCCUCGGCCGGUCGGCGGGGCUGCCGCAGGAGUGGGCGGACGAGGCGGUGCGGAGGCCCCGGGCCGCGGGACCCGGCUCUCCGGGACCCGGUUCGGCUGGCGGCAGGUUUUCCAGCCAUGCCAAGUUGGCGGUUACCGGCCGGAGCCAAAGUGUAGAUCUGGAUGACCGCCACAAAUCUGAGUUCAGAAGAGUUUUUAGUUCUUCCAUCAUUGAAAAUGGUCAUCAGUCUUCAGUAGGUCAGGCAAAAGUCUCCCAUGAACUGACCUCUUUUCACAUGUCAGAGACAUCCCCUGAAGCCCAUGCCCCUGCAAUCACCUUACAGAUGCCCCAUCUUCCCGUUACUGCAGUAACCAGGAUACCAGAGAAGUUUUCAGGAGAGACUGUUUGUUCAACAGGAACAACUAAUGCAUCUGCUGGCCUGCUGGUACAGAGCAAGAGCAAAAGUGCAAUGGCAACGAAAACUUCCAACCAGUCAAUGAAGGCCUGGAAUUCAAGUAUGGUGACAACAGUGGGUUCAUCUGCUACUGGAGAGAAUACUACUUCUGUCACUAAAUCUGACUCAACUGUGAGCUAUGGGACAAGUAGUGGAACCAAAACUGAUGAAAGUGCCACUGACAGUUACUGUGAUGUGAACCCCAGCUCUCACUCCUCUCCUCCCCCUGUACAGCGCCAAGUUGAAAGGAGGCGAGAACUGGUGCGGUCUCAAACGCUCCCACGGGCUACAGGAACACAGGCCAGGAAAGCACUUUUCGACAAAUCUGAAUAUGGAGCUGGAAGAGGAAAAGGUGAAUCCAGAGCUAAGCUGAAGAGGUCACAGAGUUUUGCGGUUGCCAGCGCUAGCAGCAUUAAACAAAUUCUGUUAGACUGGUGUCGCUCAAAAACCAUAGGAUACAAGCACAUUGAUCUCCAGAAUUUCUCCUCAAGCUGGAAUGAUGGGAUGGCAUUUUGUGCUCUUGUGCAUUCUUUCUUUCCUGAGGCUUUUGAUUAUAAUAAGCUGGACCCAGCUAAUCGCAAGCAGAACUUUGAGCUGGCCUUCACCAUGGCUGAGAAAAUGGCUCAUUGCGAUCGUCUGAUAGAAGUGGAUGACAUGAUGGUGAUGGGUCACAAGCCAGAUCCCAUGUGUGUCUUCACAUAUGUCCAGUCUCUAUACAAUCAUCUACGACACUUUGAAUAAACCUGUUGACACCU